Mauremys reevesii (Reeves's turtle) is the source of this 4498-nucleotide messenger RNA. Its product is annotated as zinc finger protein 436-like. Gene Ontology annotation, molecular function: DNA-binding transcription activator activity, RNA polymerase II-specific; RNA polymerase II cis-regulatory region sequence-specific DNA binding. Gene Ontology annotation, biological process: regulation of transcription by RNA polymerase II. The record is from RefSeq and is a predicted model, not a curated record. The coding region runs from base 323 to 2998 and encodes 891 amino acids. Gene Ontology annotation, cellular component: nucleus. Lineage: Eukaryota; Metazoa; Chordata; Testudines; Geoemydidae. The transcript has 8 exons.
AAUAGCACUUACUCCAAGGACAGAAGCACUGGGCAGCCUGAACAGUGUUACGGAGGCAACGACAUUCCAGCCUUCAGCACUUAACCACACGGGGCAGUACUAGCGAGAUCUACCAAACCAGCUAUCAGCAUCGAGCUGGGACAGCGCGCGAGGAGAGCACACACAUGCAAGCCGACUGAGAGAGGUGAUCAUCCCCUGGGCUGAUCUCAUCCCCCCUUGGACGUGUCCCCCACCCCUGUACGGAUGGUGCUGCAGGGGGUCCAUUGCUGAUGCCAGGCGAUCCCCAGGCAGAUACGGCCGUGCUCCGGCUCAGAGACGGGCCAUGGCUGCCCAGGUGGCUCCCCCAGCCGCUCUCAGGCUCCCGUUCCAGCCCCCACCGGGAUGUGGCCUGGUUCCCAAAGAGGAAGUGGAAGAGCCAGAUGCCCACGGAGCCGUCGACAUGGAGAUGCAUCGUCUGCGCUUCAGGGGGUUCCGCUACCAGGAGGCUGAGGGACCCCGGGAGGCAUACGGCCACCUCUACCUCCUCUCCCGGGCGUGGCUGAGGCCGGAGCAGCGCUCCAAGGAGCAGAUGCUGGAGCUGCUGGUGCUGGAGCAGUUCCUGAGCAUCCUGCCCCAGGAGAUCCAGAGCUGGGUAGGGGGGUGUCACCCCCAGACCGGGGAGCAGGCUGUGGCUCUGGCAGAGGGUUUCCAGUUAGCCAAGCAAGAGCCCGGAAUAUGGCAGCAGCAGGAGGAGCUGGUGACGUGGAAGGAGGAGACUGUGUGUUCCUCUAUGGCAGAGCAGGCAGAGCUGGAUCCAGGACAGGGCGAGAUCUGCAGGGAGGUUAAGGAGGAGAAUAAGGAAGACACUCUCAUUUUGCUGGAAGGAUUCACCAUCCCCGACCCGGCCGCGAUCCCCCAGAUGGAGCCUGAGGAAGAGCCGAGGGUCCCGAAUCUCCAGGGCUCUGAGGAAAGGUUGAUCCCGAAAGGCGCCCGCCCAGCAGGUGCCAGGGCAGAUGAGGGGAAUCCCCAGUGGGAAGGACCCGUGGGAGCUGAGCCACCUGGGACGUCCCGGAGCCCCGAGCAGGGAGAUGCCUGUGGGACAGCAUGGCUGCAGGGAAACCCCCCAGGGGAGGAAAGACCUGCUGGGUGUGAUGACCCCCAGCCUCAGGGAACCCACAUGGGACACAAACCCCGUAAAUGCCCCGACUGCGGGAAGAGCUUCAGGUGGAACUCGGCGCUCCUCCACCACCAGCGAUCCCACACGGGGGAAAAACCUCAUCAGUGCAGGGAAUGUGGGCAAAGUUUUGGGCAGAAAUCCACCCUGACAAGGCACCUGAGGAUCCACACUGGCGAGAGACCCUACACAUGUCCCCAGUGUGGGAAAAGCUUUAGCCAGAAGUACAGCCUGUCCCAGCAUCAGAUGACGCACCAGCAAGAGAGACCUCACAAAUGCACCGCAUGCGGGCAAAGCUUCGCUCUCAAAUCAUACCUUGUUCGACACUUGGUGAAACGCCACAUGGGACAGAAACCCUAUAAAUGCCUCCAUUGUGGGAAGCAGUUUGCUUGGAGCUCAGACCUGAGGAAGCAUCAGACGACCCACACGGGGGAGCGCCCCUAUAGAUGCCCCCAGUGCGGGGUAGGGUUCACCCAGAGGUUCAGCCUCCUAACACAUCAGAGGACCCACCUGAACGAGAGACCCUACAAAUGCCCCCACUGUGACAAGAGCUUCAACAGGCGAUCGGGGCUUGUCAAGCAUCAGAAGACCCACACGGGGGAAAAACCUCAUGAGUGCACUGAAUGCGGGCAAGGCUUCGGGCAGAAAUCAAACCUGACUAGACACCUGAGGAUCCACGCUGGGGAGAGACCCUACAAAUGCACCAAAUGUGGGAAAAGCUUCACUCAGAAAUCGAACCUGGUUCAACACUCGAUGAAACGCCAUAUGGGAGAGAAACGUGAUGCAGCAAAUGAGCCGGUGACUUGGGAGGAGGAGGCUGCGUGUUCCUCCAGGGCAGAGCGGGCAGCGCUGGCCCCAGAGCAGGGCAAGAUCUGCAGGGAGGUGAAGGAGGAGAAUAAAGAAGAGCCUUUGAUCUCACCGGGAUUCCCCAUCCCCGACCUGGCCAUGGUCUCUCAAAUGGAGCGAGGGGAAGAGCUGAGGGUCCCGGAUCUCCAGGGCCCUGAGGAAAGGGAGACCCUGCGAGGCGCCCGCACAGCAGGUGCCAGGACAGAGGAGGAGAAUCCACAGCAGGAAGAGCCUGCAGGAGCAGAGCCGAAUGAGAUGUCCUGGAGCCCUGAGUGGGAAGACCCCAGCGGAGCAGGAUGGCAGCAGGGAGACCCCGUGGGUGAGGAGAGACCUGUUGGGUGUGAUGAUCAUAAUCCUCAGAGAGCCCACGUGGGACAGAAACCCCAUAAAUGCCCCGACUGUGGGAAGAGUUUCAGGGGGAACUCGGCGCUCCGCCAUCACCAGCGAUCCCACGCGGGGAAAACACCUCAUCAGUGCAGGGAAUGUGGGCAAAGCUUUGUGCAGAAAUCAAACUUGACUAGACACCUGAAGGUCCACACGGGGGAGAGACCCUACACAUGUCCCCAGUGUGGGAAAAGCUUUAGUGAGAAAUGCAACCUUUCCCAGCAUCAGUUAAUGCACCGGCAAGAGAGACCUCACAGAUGUACCGAAUGCGGGCAAAGUUUUGUGCAGAAAUCGACCCUGACCAGACACCUGAAGGUCCACACUGGGGAGAAACCCUACACAUGUCCCCAGUGUGGGAAAAGCUUUCGUCAGAAGUACAGCCUGUCCCAGCAUCAGCUAAGGCACCAGGAAGAGAGACCUCACAAAUGUACCACAUGUGGGCAAAGCUUCGCUCUCAAAUCGUACCUUGUUCACCACCUGAUGAAAUGCCCCAUGGGAGAGAAAUCCUAUAAAUGCCCCAAUUGUGGGAAACUUUUUUCUCGGAGCUCAUAUCUUAGGAAGCACCAAAUGACCCACAUGGGGGAACUUCCCACAGAUAUCUCCAGUGCAGGGUAGGGUUCACCCAGAGAUUCAACCUUCUGGUGCAUCAGAGGACCCACACAAGUGAAAGACCCUACGGCUGCUUGGACUAUGGGAACAGCUUCAGUUGGAGAUUGGGGCUUGUCCAGCACCAGAAGACUCACACGGGGGAAAAGCCUCAUGAGUGCACUGAAUGUGGGCAAGGCUUCAGGCAGAAAUCAAACCUGACUAAGCACGUGAAGAUCCACACCAGGGAGAAGCCCUAUAAAUGUCCCCAGUGUAGGAAAAGCUUUUGUUAGAAGAUUGCCCUUUCCCAGCAUCUGGUUAUACACACCGGCAACGGAGCCCUCACAAAUGCAGCAAGUGUUGGAAAGCUUCACUGUCAAAUCAAACCUUGUUGAACACCCGAUGCCAUAAAUGUAAGUUCAGAUGAAAUGUGUUCUGAUGAAAUGCGAUCUAGCAUCACAAUAGGGACUCCACACAAGAUAGAAACCAUCUUGGGGGGAGGGAUAGCUCAGUGGUUUGAGCAUUGGCCUGCUAAACCCAGGGUUGUGAGUUCAAUCCUUGAGGGGGCCACUUAGGGAUCUGGGGCAAAAAUUGGUCCUGCUAGUGAAGGCAGGGGGCUGGACUUGAUGACCUUUCAAGGUCCCUUCCAGUUCUAGGAGAUUGGUAUAUCUCCAAUUAUUGGCAUGGUACUUCAUUUUCUUGGAGUGGGGCACUUCUCCACUCAUAUAUAUUAAAAAUUACAAGGUUCAAAGUUCAUGGAUGGGUAGUAGCGGCUUAUUUAUGGUGACAGGUGUGAGAUUUGGGAGGGGGAAGGAGCUGGUGAAGGAAGGAAGAGAUGUUUCACUGGAGCGAGAUGGUUAGUGGAAAUUUCAAGGUAAUAUUAUUAGGUGUUGGGGGGAAAGUGAUUGCCAGGGACUGGCAGGAACCAAAAACAGAGAGAGCCUGGUUGUGUCUAGGGACUUAUGGUGGUAUAAUUAACCAGGUAUAUUUGUGAUGGUAAAAUUCCCCAUGUAGACGAGCCCAAAUAAGAUCCACCUGGACAAUAAGAAAAUGGUUCAUAUCAUGUGAGACUGAAGGUCUUAUAGCGCAAACUGUUACCCCGAGAACCAAAGCACAUGUUUUCAUCCCAAAUGCGAAACUAUACAUCUGCUGUGCUUAUCAAUCAAAUAUACCAUGGAUGACCUGUUUUGUCCUAUCAAUAUGUCUUCAACCCCAAAUUUAGAAGCUGCGCACUUGUCUGCUCUGUGAAUCUGAUAAACUCUCUCUCUCUAUGUAGAUAACAUCUUCUGGGCUAUUGUGAGAACUAAAUAGUAUGAAAUGCGUCUAUACAAUCAAAGAACGUAUGGAAUUUAUCCACCAAAUUUAGAAGACUAUAAUGGAUUUUGUUUGUUUUCUUGGUAUAUGGUGGUUGCACUCCAGAAGCAAUAGGCAUUGGAUAGCACAAAACGGAAGAUUGAAAGAUAUAACCACCUCACCAGCGUACAGCCUUGAAUUAUUAAAAGAAAUUGCUUAAAAGGGGUGAAAUUCCAA